This is a messenger RNA of Staurois parvus, 394 nucleotides long. NCBI's taxonomy places the organism in Eukaryota, Metazoa, Chordata, Amphibia, Anura, Ranidae. The record is from the annotation of a GenBank genome assembly.
UGCUGAGCCCACAGUGUGACCUGGGUCCCUGUACGGCCUCCCCAUUGCUUGUCCCAUCGCCACUCUGCCAUGUGCCACUUUGAAAUCUCCUCACACUCCUGCGGUUGUCCAUUUUGUCAUAGGUUGCUGGCAGAUUACAGGCCUCCAUAGGUGCCACCAGGCCCCAUAUCGGCCAUGGGCCCCCGUACCUCCUGGUCACGCUGCUGCUGGGCCCACAGUGUGACCUGGGUCCCUGUACGGCCUCCCAUUGCUUCCACUCUGCUGCCAUGUGCCACUUUGAAAUCUCCUCACACUCCUGCGGUUGUCCAUUUUGUCCUGGGUCCCUGUACGGCCUCCCAUUGCUUACCACUCUGCCAUGUGCCACUUUGAGGUCUCCUUACACUCCUGCGGUUUU